CGCGAGCAUGACGAGAGCACAAUAUACACACGAUGAUGAAAUCAACAGCUCAAUAUUAAAAUAGAUACGGACCGAGUAAGGUCCUACGGUUUGAGGGAAUAAACAAUAACAAUAACAAAACAAAACGUAAACAUGAAAGGACACAUCGGUGUACCAGUGAGUGAGAGUGAAACUGACCCAAUGUUCGCUGCUGAAGCAUUGGAUGUAAAUGACCGUCAAAACGAACCGAUGAAACUGGACAUCGGAGAUGGAAUGACCCUUACUGUGACUGAAGUCCAUCCUUGUUUCAAGUCUGUACCGGAAGUCGAUAGUAAAAACAGUUCCGAAAGUAUCGGAAGUUCACAGGAGAGUAAUAGCGAAGAGAGAGCCGAAUGGGGCGGGAAGAUGGAAUUCAUUCUUACUUGCGUAGGCUACGCAGUUGGUCUCGGCAACGUUUGGAGGUUCCCCUACCUCUGUUACAGGAAUGGCGGAGGCGCCUUCCUGAUCCCAUAUACUCUGAUGUUGGCGCUGGUUGGUUUACCCUUAUUCUACAUGGAGUUGGUGCUGGGUCAGUACGCUAGUCUGGGCCCUAUCGCUAUAUGGAAACUCAGCCCCUUAUUCAAAGGUCUCGGAUACGCCAUGGUGAUUGUGUCGCUGUUGAUUGGUCUAUAUUAUAAUGUCGUCAUUUCGCAUGUCCUCUACUAUCUCUUCAAAUCCUUCACGGAUGUUCUACCGUGGGAGUCAUGUGACAACAGCUGGAACACCAACAGUUGUCUGCCCUUUGAUCACCAUGUUACUAAAAGCAACAUAUCAGAUUCCAAUUCAACUGUCCAUAUUGAUCCAACUGCUUACAAGACGCCAACAGAAGAAUAUUAUAGGCGUAACGUGUUGAACCAGUCGGAGAGCAUCGAUGACUUCGGGACGGUGGAGUGGCAUCUAGUCAUUUGUCUUUUCGUCGCCUGGCUCGUUGUUGGUCUGGUCCUUCUGAAAGGCAUCCAGUCUCUCGGAAAGGUUGUGUACUUCACCGCCAUUUUCCCAUAUGUGAUGUUGACUGUGCUGUUUGUCCGUGGCGUGACCUUGCCGGGUGCUUCCAAGGGCAUCUUGUACUACCUCGAACCUGAUUUUGAACGUCUUUUGGACCCGCGCGUGUGGAGUGACGCAGCCACCCAGAUUUUCUACUCCCUCAGCGCAUGCUCCGGAGGUCUGAUUGCCAUGUCCAGUUACAACAAGUUCAACAAUAACUGUUACCGUGACGCCCUCAUUGUCUGCUGCAUCAACUGUGGCACCAGUGUGUUCGCCGGUCUUGUCAUCUUCUCUGUCCUCGGCUUCAUCGCCACGGAGAAGAACGUGGACGUCGCUUCUGUGGUUGACGAUGGUCCUGGAUUGGCCUUCAUCGUGUACCCGGAGGCUCUAGCCAGAAUGCCCGUCGCUCCGAUGUGGUCCGUAUUUUUCUUCAUUAUGAUGGCCACCCUUGGGUUCGGAUCUCAGUUUUCCAUUAUUGAGUGCGUGUUUAGUUCCAUAUCUGACGAGUUCCCCAUCCUGAAGACAAGCCGAAACAAUAUCAUCUUCCGAGUCGUCGGUUGUAUCGUCUUUUUCCUUCUUGGUCUUCCAAUGAUCUGUCGCGGAGGAAUCUGGAUGCUGAACCUGGUAGACUACAGUGUGGGCGGCUUUCCUUUGUUGGUGGUCGGCUUCAUGGAGUUGCUGAUCAUCACCCGCAUAUAUGGUUACAGUGAAUUCUCUGACAAUAUAAAUUCCAUGCUUGGAAUCCGACCAAACAAAUACUGGGAGAUCUGCUGGAAGUGGGUGUCGCCCUUUGUUGUGUUGGUGACACUCAUAAUGAACAUCGUCUUCUUCAAAGAGCCCGACCUGGACAAUGUGACGUAUCCUAGCUGGGCCGUUAGUCUGGGCUGGCUCAUCGCAAUGUUUCCCGUCACGACCAUUGCGGUCCUUGCUCUAUACUACUAUUGUCGCAAUGGAGGAUUUAUGGUGCUGCAAGAAUCAGUGAAGUCUCUGCCUACUUGGGGACCAGCAGACAAGACCAAGGGAGAGUACUCUUUGGGCAAAUAUGACAUGACUUUCGCUGCCGGUGAUGUCGGUUACAACCCCGCAUUCGCUCGUCUCAUGGGAAGUAAUAUAUCAACGAGCACAAAUAGUACUGACGUCACGAACAUUGGGGCAUCAGUGAGGACUGUAAACAGAAUACCCGGAAACGGAAGUAUAGGAGGGUCUACGUAUAUAUUCUCAUCCAACCGUUCUAGGGAACCUAGCGAGUCCAAAGUUUGACCGUAAUAUAACUUGUUAAAAGUUGUGUGUGAGAUUUAGGUUUGUUAAAAGUUGUUAGAGAGUGAGAUUGCAUAAUGUUGUGAUGAUAUUGUGAUAUAUGUCAACAAUGCAAUUAGACUUAAAAUGUGUUCUAUUAAUGCAUCACAGCGUUUAAAUUCAAUGAUAAAUAUUGUACUGCCAAACCAGGUUAAUCUGGAACUUGUUAAUCCAGCAAUUCUACAAUAUGGGUACCCCUUUUUUUGUGACUGAACUGUAGACAUUAAUGUUGUUGCGUGAAAGUGCAUGAUCUAGUCAAGUCGGUUCUUAUCGGUAACAUAUAUAAGUUCAACAAAUACCAUUUAUUCUUAAGGUAAAGGGCACCACUGCAUCAGUUGCAAUCGCCAAGAAGAGUUAAACAAAGCAAUGAAAGGGAGUUUUCCGGCUUGAAGAAACUUCCAUUUUGAAGAUUUUCAUUUGCUUUGCAACCCAUAUAUUCAUGGACAAUUAAUUUUGUUUUGCGCUUUUGUAAUGCCUGUACGGACACAUUGGUACAGUGGAUUCUUUGUAGUAUAAAGGACCCCAGUUCGACGCCUGUUGAUUUUCUAUUUUUCCAUUUUGUUAUUUCUAACUACAAUUCUGUAAAAUGCAUGGUAAAAUGCGAUACUUAUGGGACAUUUCUUUUGAAAAGGACAUAAACUAAUAAUGCUAUUAAAAUGUAUUGGUACCCUU
Messenger RNA from Mizuhopecten yessoensis (Yesso scallop), 2970 nucleotides. RefSeq names its product sodium- and chloride-dependent glycine transporter 1-like. The record is from RefSeq and is a predicted model, not a curated record. The transcript is spliced from 13 exons. Lineage: Eukaryota; Metazoa; Mollusca; Bivalvia; Pectinida; Pectinidae. Gene Ontology annotation, biological process: sodium ion transmembrane transport. The coding region runs from base 133 to 2262 and encodes 709 amino acids. Gene Ontology annotation, cellular component: membrane.